Molecule: messenger RNA, 1099 nt
Organism: Populus euphratica (Euphrates poplar)
Lineage: Eukaryota; Viridiplantae; Streptophyta; Magnoliopsida; Malpighiales; Salicaceae
Product: alpha carbonic anhydrase 4-like
Exons: 7
Coding region: 1-918 (305 amino acids)
Biological process (GO): one-carbon metabolic process
Molecular function (GO): zinc ion binding; carbonate dehydratase activity
Source: RefSeq, a predicted model, not a curated record
AUGAAAUCAACAGCAUGUCGUGAGCAUAUGAUUGUAGCUAGUUCUCCUAGCAACGAGGAUGACUUGUCCUUAGAUGCCGAUCAAAAAGAGGCACCUGCGCCAACUCGCGAUGCUGCCUCUUCGAGCGUUGUUUUACAACGUAAAGGCGGUGUGCCUUCACAGCAGAAUCAAUUCACCUAUAUUGCAGCCACAAACGAUACAAUUACAUUCAGUUAUAUUGAAGCAACUGGUCGAGGACCGUCGAAUUGGGGCCAGCUUGACCCGAAAUGGAAAGCUUGUGGAGAUGGAAAAUUGCAAUCUCCAAUCGAUCUUCUUGACCAAAAUGUGAAAGUUCUCUAUGGGCAAGAGGAUCAACUGCGAAGAGAUUAUAAACCAGCAAAAGCUACUAUAGUUAGCAGGGGAUAUGACGUUAUGGUGUCAUGGAAAGGAGACGCUGGAAAAAUUACCAUUAAUGGGACUGAUUACAAUCUGCAACACUCCCAUUGGCAUGUACCUUCUGAACAUACAUUCAAUAGCAAAACAUAUGACAUGGAGCUUCACAUAGUUCAUGCGAAUUCUCUUGGAGAGACAGCUGUUGUUGGAGUACUUUACAAAUAUGGCGAACCUGAUCCCUUCCUUUCAAAGUUGUCCCCCUAUAUAAAAUCGGUCACAAAGCAAGAGAAGAGUCUGGGAAUUCUUAGUCCAAACAAAAUAGAGUUUGGGAGCAGAAACUUGUAUAGAUAUAUUGGUUCUCUUUCAACUCCUCCAUGCAGUGAGGGUGUUAUAUGGACAGUAGUCAAGGAGGUUGGGACUGUUUCAAGGGAGCAAGUGCAACUGUUGAGAGAUGCUGUUGAUGAUGGAUAUCAAGCAAAUGCAAGGCCAGUUCAGCCAUUGAAUGGAAGAGCAGUUAAUUUAUUCAUACGGUCAAUGGACUUUUAAUGAAUAAUUUACACAAGGCGAAGAGGGAAAGAAAUUGUUGAAGAAGCACACGACACAGAUAAUGUCCUCCGUCAAUGAUGUUUGAUGGAUAUAUGUAUUCUAAAUAUAAGUUUAUCAAGCACACUAAAAGCUUGAUCUAAAUAAAAUAGCCUUUGGGUCUAUACACCAAUAAAAAAAAUAA